UGCAUCUAGCUGUAUUAGUCUACCAUGCACACAAACAUUAUUUUGCAAUCCGCUCAGGCAAGUUCAGUUUGUAAAGUGUUGUUGACUAAUACGUACGUUUACCAGUUCCAACGGAACCAAUUUUAGGAGUUUUUAAAACAAAUGCAGUGUUGUAAGAACAAUAUAUGCAUCGAUUAUAUCAUAUACUACUGGUUUCCUAUGCCUCAUACAAUUGGGCGUUUGCUGAACCACUUAUCUCCCUUAAGCCAAGACCAUUAUGCAAUUUCGACGAAACGGCCAAUUUAACAAAUGCACAUCGUUUUUCAAACGGAUCGUAUCUUUACGACAAUGUUAUAAUUCCACCUGAACAAGUCACCAUAUAUGAUUAUAUAGAAGUGUUGGGCGGACAAAGGAUACCAUAUCCACCACAUCCCCGUGGCUGCGUAUGCCAAAAUGGUGGUUGCAUUAAAUUCUGUUGCCAUCCGACUAAACAAUAUCUCAACUCCGAGGGUAAAUGUCGUCGCAUCGAACAUGAAAUAUCGAAUAGUUUUUAUGUAAAUGUUACUUCCAAUAAGGGUGGGACGAUGCCGCGCAAUGCUAUUAAUGACUUUAUUAAAUUGAAUGGAAGACCCUGUCAAUAUCCCGAAGCUCUGCUGCCAGAGAUGCACAAAGAGGACGGAUGGCAAAUUUUAGAAAAUGGUAUGCUGACAUUGCCCCAUUAUGGAACAGUUGUAUCCAAAGGAGAAUACUGUCUGACUCUAUUACGGACAACGGACGGCGAAUGGUCAUUGACGGCAAUGGUCUGUCCCGUACCCAAUGUCUUGUCAACAUGGAAACGGGUUUCUAAUUGGGGUGUGGUGUUUUCAACAUUGUGUCUGAUUUUAACUGUGAUAGUUUACCUUGCAAUACCCGAACUGAGAGGGAGCAUCUAUGGUUGGUUUAUAAUAAGCAGUCUGUUGUCAUUGGUCAUUGGCUAUACGGUUUUGGCUAUUAUUUCAUUGUCGGAAUAUACAUUUCCCGAGAUGACAUGCAGUCUUAUUGGUUAUGUGGCUUAUUUCUUUUAUGAGAGUGCCUGCAUUUGGUUAUCCGUGAUUGGCUAUCACUUAUGGCGUUCAAGUGUCCGAAAUAAGGAAACAGCUUCUGUGGAUCUGGUAAAACAUGGUAAAAGAUCCUAUUUCCAAUGCUUUUUAUUUACAUAUCUGUUAAGUUUUGGCUUAACUUUUGCAUUGGUGAUCAUACAAAACUCGAAUAUACCCAAUGACUUUAAGCCGGGAAUUGGUGUUGAAUACUGUUGGUUAGAUGUACACAUCUGGGCGGCGUUGCCUUACUUUUUUGCCCUGAAUGGUGUAAUUUGUGUUUGCGGAAUAAUGUUUACUUACCUGGCGGCCAAAGUUGAAAAGACGGAAAUGGAAAAAUACAAUGAUCUCAAACCAAUUGUUAGUGAAAUCUCCGAUCUAAAUCUAAGCGGUCGUUUUGCAUUUGUACGGGAUAAUCGAAGAAUGAUUUCCAACUACUCCCUGCUGUUGCUUGCAUUUGUUAUAGUCUGGCUUUUAAAUAUAUUAUCGUAUUUGGGUGAAAUGUUGAGUCUAGAUAAUGGCAAUCCUCUUCUCUACACUACAGACAUUGCUAACUUCAUUGAGGGUCCCUUAAUAUUGUUUGUACUUGUGAUACAAACUAAAGUUCUGUUCUGUCCUAGGAGAUAAAAAUAUAUAUACUCAGCCGUUUAUGUUCAUGACCUCACAGAGAGUCAGAGUCAUUUUCAAUGUUAUUUAAUUUUUCUAAGCAGUAUUUUAAGACGAUAUUUUUUUGAUGUUUUCUGAGUUGUGUUCUUCCCUCUCCUUGUUCGUUUUUUCAUCGUCUUUUCGCUGCUUCAAUUUAUUUUCGUUUUCCGUUUCGUUUUCUCUUAUGUUCUAUUGUUCUAUUUGACGAACCACACGUUUCUACUACGUCAAGUACCAAAUUCGCUUUUUCGGAAAGGACAUUCAACACAUCUGUUCAAUAUUGAACAUUUUGUUUUCAUUUCAUUCUUGAAGUAAUGUCACAGAGUCUUGUAAAAGUUUUAUCUUGGCAUUUGACCGAAACUACGAGGUCAUGCCAAUCUUCGUAGCAUAUACGCCUCAUGUUAAUGGAUAUUCAAAACAAUAUUUGAAAAUUUAUCUUUCCUCUAUAUAGUAUCCUGUGUCUCCGAUAUUUAGCUAUAUUCGUUACAGAAAUCACCAUCAAUAUGAAGGUCCAUGAUUUCGUUAAUUUUCGAAAUUUUCAUAUAAAAAUGGAGAUUUAUUUCACCAGCUAAAUAUUAACAGAUAACCAUCCAAAAUGCCAGGCUUCAGCUCUGUCCUAUACUCUGACCUCAAGCUCCAAAUCUAUUGAUCCUUAGUUGAGAACUGUAGAGCCACGAAUUCCAAAUCUAGACAAUUUUUAGAUUUUUUAAAUAUUUUGAGACCAUCUGCCAUAACACCUGCCAAAAAAAUGGCAGGUGUACAAAAUACUUUGUACAUACUUUUGAUACAUACAAUAGCAAUAAACAAUAAAUAUUCUAAAAUUAAAUAUUUCCCAGCCGCCAUAAAAUAUCACAUGUGAAGUAUUCAGUGAUCUUGUGCGCUGACGCAUACGAUAAUCUGUGAGAUAAUAAAGGUUAUGUCCAUUCAAUGUAGCCCUGCAAUGUUCUCCAUUCAAUAUUAGAAUAGAUAAGAACAAUUGUGUGGCUGCGACUAGGUUAAGUUAGAUUAGUUUCAGUAGUACGUAAGGAAUAUAUUUAGAAAUAAAAUCAGAAUUGAAUCAACAGCCAAACCUUUCGGUUGGUUUUCUUUUCUCACUCAGCAGGGUACCACGCUGCCUAAUGCUAGACAAGGUUGCUAGCAAAAGUGAUUCAUUCGAUAUCACGCCGGUAGCAAAGACGUUUGAGGCAUUGUUCCACCCCAGCGUAAUAGAGUGUUUCUCAGAAGCUGCUGAUCAUCAACAGGGAUCCCGCAAAUUGCAUAGCACAAAAACAGCUUUACACGUUGGAUCGUCAAUUACAUGUGUGGGCGCUAGUUGUACGAGGAAUUCCGAAACUAGAAGUCGAAUAUUCGUAGAGUGAAACAGUGAAUUCCCCAAUGAGAGUUUAUAUCUUUGAAACUAUUUAACUUCCUACUUUCUGGCAUUGAGUUAAUAACGAACGCAGUUGACGAUAUCUGCGACGGCUACAUAUUUCACAACAUGGACAGCAGAGAUGAGGCUUUUACUGAAAUUACAGGUCGAUGGUGUUGUAAUUCCGUCCACCAAUUACUCUAAGGUUUAUGGUUUUAUUGAGCCUUUUUAAACAAUAUAAUGAUAUAAACAGACUUUCAAUCAUUUUAUGUAAGACCUAUGAUUAUAAAGCAUGUUCAAAAUUUACAAUAAAUGUUUGCAGUAUCAAGCUUUUGCUUUAAAGAAAAAUAA
Messenger RNA from Musca domestica (house fly), 3399 nucleotides. Its product is annotated as G-protein coupled receptor Mth2. The record is from RefSeq and is a predicted model, not a curated record. Lineage: Eukaryota; Metazoa; Arthropoda; Insecta; Diptera; Muscidae. Gene Ontology annotation, cellular component: membrane. Gene Ontology annotation, molecular function: G protein-coupled receptor activity. The coding region runs from base 165 to 1682 and encodes 505 amino acids. The transcript has 6 exons. Gene Ontology annotation, biological process: cell surface receptor signaling pathway.